Molecule: messenger RNA, 2347 nt
Organism: Gordionus sp. m RMFG-2023
Lineage: Eukaryota; Metazoa; Nematomorpha; Gordioida; Chordodea; Parachordodidae
Product: splicing regulatory glutamine/lysine-rich protein 1-like
Exons: 9
Coding region: 26-2146 (706 amino acids)
Cellular component (GO): nucleoplasm
Molecular function (GO): RNA binding
Source: RefSeq, a predicted model, not a curated record
UUCGCGAAUUUUAUCUCAGAAACGCAUGACCCCCGAAACUACGAAUAUUAUUCAAGUUUCUAAUUUAUCUAUACAAGCAACUCAGGAACAAAUUGUAACCCUUUUCGGUUUUUUGGGGGCUAUAGACGAUUAUAAAUUAUUUUCCUCCGAACAACCAGAUUCAUAUUUGGGGAUUGAAGACCUAACUCAAGUCUGCUACAUUAAAUACAAAGAAUGUGUUAGUGCUCACAUUGCUCAGCAUUUAUCCAGCACAUUGUUCUUAGAAAAACCACUGAGCGUAGCAUUAUAUUUAAGAGAAGAAUUACCCGACACAUUGGAUCCUGACGCAGUGAAUGAAAAUAUUAAUUCUAUUUUGGCUCCUUCCUCCUCUUGGCCAUCUCACGUUGUUCACAAAAUAACGGGCUCUGGUCCUACUCAAUUGAUACACACAAUAGAUCCAAAACUCAGCAACCUAGGUCUGCCUCAAUAUCCUCCCCUUUCGGGAGUGUUUGAACCCUCGAGGAUCGAAGAAAUUAGGAGAACCAUAUACGUUGGCAACCUUAAUUCUAAAAUAAGUGGGGAAGCCCUCCUUACUUUCUUCGAUUCCAAUGUGGGUGAGGUCAAAUACGUUCGAAUGGCUGGGGAUGAUAGUCAGCCCACUAGAUUUGCCUUUGUCGAAUUUUCUAACCAAGAAUCUAUUCCUCUAGCUCUGCAAUACAACGGCGUUUUACUGGCCGAUAAACCACUCAAGAUUAACCACGCAAACAAUGCCAUAGUGAAACCUAAUUCCAAGCCACCUGAAAUAGUCCAAAAGGAGAUAGAGAGGGCCAUGAAUAAAGUCAAGGAGGUCGAAAAUCUUAUUUCUUCCGUUUUGGAUACUGCAGAUGACCUUAAAGCGAAAAAACGCAAAAAACACUCCCGCGAUUCUAGGCGAAGAAGUUCUAGCAGCAGUUCGACUAGUAGAAGUCGAUCGUCGCGGGAUCGGAGGAGACACAAAAAUAGCCGUCGCCAUGGUCACAGAAGUGGGAGCAGACGGCGUCAUAGGGAUGAUAGUGGUAAUAGGAGAAGAAGAACUCGUGAAAGGGAAAGUAGUAGGCAGCGUCGACACAAUAGGAGAUCGGAGGACAAGGAGGAAAGCAGACGUAGGUAUGGCAGGAGUAAUAGGACUAGUAAAAGAAGAAGUUCUUCUAGCCACAAGGAAAAACUGCGCAAUGAUAAAAAAUCUCAAGAAAAAAAGCAUAGAAGCAAAAGCAAAGAAAAGGUGUUCAAGUCAGGAACUAGCAGUAAACGACAUUCUAGCAAAAGCAAACCUCCCUCGAGUUCAAGCCGACGAGAUAAGGAUGACUCGGACAAGAAAAAGCAGACAAAGGUUGAUGUAAAAGGAAGCGAUAAAAAGACCAGUAGCACCAGCAAAGGACACCGGGGGAGAGAUGGUGGUACACCUGAAGUUAAACAUGGUGCCGAUAAAGAGCGAAAGACUACGAAACACGAUAAAGCAAGGCCUGAAAUUGAAAUUAUUGAAAUUAGAGAAGAAUCAACAAAAGAAAAAGAAAAAAAGACAUCUCGAAAGUCCCCUGAUACUUUUAAAAACAAAUUCAAAGAAAUAAAACAUUCAAAAGCAGACGAUAAAAAGCAAUCCAAAGCACACGAUGAAAAACACUCCAAAUCAGACGAUAAAAAACGAGCCAAAGCAGAAGAUAAUAUAAAAAAAAUAAAAACAAAAGAUAUAACACGUGAAAAUAGCGAUGAUAUAUUAUCGCGUCCCACAUCAGAAGAACGAUCUGAACAGCUUCAAAAUGGCAACCAAUUAACGCAAAAUGGCGUGAGUGCCUGUGAACCGGAAGUGGAUGAAAAAUUGUCUCCUAAGGAAUCUGUAAAUGAUUCUCCCUCUUCAUUUUCUCACGAUGAUGGCGAAGAAGAACCAAAUAUUUCAAUCCAGCACCAAAAAAGUGCUAAAGAUCCGGACACGUUAAACCAAACCCUCAUGCUGAAACUCCAACAAAUCGAGAAAGAAAUGGGAAUACUGGAGGCGGUUAAAGAACAAAUUUCUAAUCGAGAUGGUAGGGAUUCGUCCGUCCAUUCUAUUGAAAGCGGGGCAGAAACGGCCGAAAAGAAGAAAGAGCACAAAAAGAAGAAAAAUAAACAUAAGAAAUCGUCUAAGAAAUGACAAACAAAAAAAACAUAGUAAAAGGUAUUCGGAAAUAAUAAGAUCUUUAAAAAUAUUUUAAACAUUAAUUUUGUAACAUAUAUUAUACUUAUAUUUUUUUUUUUAAUAAAAAAAUUUCUUAGAUUUUGUACUCUAAUUUAUAUUAUAUUAUCUAAUAGUAUAUUUAUAAAUGUGUAUCUAAUAUGACAAUUGAUUAUAAAU